This is a messenger RNA of Quercus lobata, 2286 nucleotides long. Its product is annotated as MACPF domain-containing protein At4g24290-like. The transcript has 8 exons. Gene Ontology annotation, cellular component: plasma membrane. Lineage: Eukaryota; Viridiplantae; Streptophyta; Magnoliopsida; Fagales; Fagaceae. Bases 228 to 2078 code for a protein of 616 amino acids. The record is from RefSeq and is a predicted model, not a curated record. Gene Ontology annotation, biological process: regulation of salicylic acid mediated signaling pathway; plant-type hypersensitive response.
UUUGAAAUUUGAAAAUUGAAAAUUGAAAAUUGUUACCCGGACCUAGUCCAAAUACAAUCCCAUGCCAUGAGUGACUCACACACUACUCCCUACUACGGUCAAAGAAAGCAUGCAUGAAGAAUUGAAGAUGGACCAUGUUGAAAGUUUCUUUCUGUUCAACAUUAUUAUUGUUGUUGUUUAUAAACGCAAAGGUUGUUUUUCAGAGCUUUUGAUUUGAGAUAGCAGAGAUGAAGGCGGAGGAGAAGAAGGAAGGGGUAGAAGUAGAAGUAGAAGUGGGCAUUGAGAUGAAGGCGAUGGAGGCUUUGGGUAAAGGGUUCGAUUUAACGAGUGAUUUUAGGCUUAAGUUUGCCAAAGGGACUCAAAGGUUGGUAGUGGUGGAUGAGUUUAACAACAGAGACAUUCUCAUUCCUGCUGGUCCCACCAUUCCUGCUGUUCCUCUCGAUAUUCGUUGUGAUAAAGGGGAUCGACUUCGCUUCAAGUCCGAUGUUCUUCAAUUCAAUCAGAUGUCUGAGUUGCUUAAUCAGAAAUCUUCAAUACAAGGGAAAAUUCCCUCAGGCUAUCUUAAUGCUAUUUUUGAGUUAAGUGGCGACUGGUAUCAUGAUGCUGCAGAUACCAAAUAUCUUGCCUUUGAUGGCUACUUCAUCUCAUUGUAUUAUCUGCAUCUAACAGCAUCUCCAUUACUACUGCAAGAUGACGUAAAGAAGUCUGUUCCAUCUCGUUGGGAUCCAGCUUCAUUGUCUAGAUUCAUCCAGACAUAUGGGACACACAUAAUAGUAGGAAUGGCUGUUGGAGGUCAAGAUUUAGUUUGUGUUAAGCAGAAGCCUUCAUCAACAAUUCCUCCUGCUGAUCUAAGAAGACAUUUGGAAGAUCUUGGAGAUUUUCUAUUUUCAGAUGGAAGCCCUUCACUAAUGCAGAUGAAAACAAGAGAUGGCAAACAGAAAGUUCCUGAGCUUUUUAAUCGUGUAUUACAAUCAAACACAAUGCAGUUGACCAGUAUUUCAGAAACAUCAAGCAAGGAUGGCCUCAGUAUUGUUUGUUCGAAAAGGGGAGGGGAUGUGUUUGUGCACGGUCACUCCAAUUGGCUCCAGACUGUGCCUGCUAAACCUGAAGCAAUCCUGUUCAAGUUUGUUCCUAUUACUUCUCUUCUGACUGGGAUUUCAGGCAGUGGUUAUCUUAGUCAUGCAAUCAACUUGUAUCUUCGCUACAAGCCCUCUCCAGAGGAUUUACAGCACUUCUUGGAGUUUCAAGUUCCCAGGCAAUGGGCACCUAUGUUUUGUGAGCUGCCUCUUGGGCAUCAACGGAGAAAGGCUUCUUGCCCUCUCCUGCAGUUUAGUUUCCUGGGUCCUAAGAUUUAUGUCAGCUCUACCCAGGUUUCAACUGGAAAAAAACCAGUGGUUGGCCUGCGCUUGUACUUAGAAGGAAAGAAAAGCAACCAGUUGGCAUUACAUUUGCAGCAUCUCUCAAGCCUUCCAAAUACGAUGACCCUUUCAUCGGAUACCACAACCACAAACAAGCCAUUUCUGUGGCGAGGUUCUGAUGAUCAUGAGCUUAGUGACCAAUUCCUAGAACCAGUCAAAUGGAAGAGAUUCUCAAAUGUGUGCACAGCAGUGGUUAAGCAUGAUCCAAACUGGCUGCAGGGAGAUUUAAGUGGUGUUUAUAUUGUGACUGGUGCUCAGCUUCUUAGUAAAGGGCAGUGGCCCAAAACAGUACUUCACCUACGUCUUCUUUAUAUGCACUUACCUAAUUGCUCCAUCCGCAAGACAGAGUGGGCUGCUGCACCUGAAGGUUCUCGAAAGUCAAAUUUCCUCACGAAUCUGAGCACAACAUUUACAUUCACUCAGCGGACCGUUACUAAUACACAACAGCAGACUCCUAAUGCACUUAACUCUGGUAUAUAUCCGAAUGGCCCACCAAUACCAGUUCAUUCUACAAAGCUACUUAAAUAUGUGGAAACAGCUGAGGUGGUGCGAGGACCCCAUGAUGCUCCAGGGCAUUGGUUGGUAACAGCUGCUAAGCUAGUGACCCAGGGUGGGAAGAUUGGUUUGCAUGUAAAGUUUGCUCUAUUAGACUAUUGGUGAAUUAUAGUUAUCAUUGUACAGAUAGAGGGAAAGUUGAAUUGUCAUUGGUUUUAUUGGUUGAUUUGUCGAUCAAAGAAAUUUUGGAACUGAAGAUAACAGUUAGAAUUGCUAUAACAUGUCAUUGUACAGAAAGUUACACCAGAGUGGCUAUUAUGUUGGUUGAUUUCGACGAUUUUGUAUUCUAUUAGUCAGUUCAGCUUUUGAUUUU